UGGGCUUCCCGCUCACGGGUGGGCGAGCUCGUUCUCCUGGGGUAGGGCGUGUCCCUCUGUGAGCCCUUCGGCGGCUGGGAGGGUGCGGCUCUGCCCUCGCUGCGGGAGGCAGAGCUCCCAAGUUGCUCUCUCUCUUUACAGCCGUGUCCUGCGGCCUCUCUCCCUUCCCUUCCGUACCAGCCGGCCGCGUGGCCCUGGGGGUUUUUUUCCACUUUGGGGCAGCUGCUUCCAGGUCCCUUGUGCAGCCCCGGUGAGCUCGGAAGUGACUCAGUAUGAACUGGGCACCUUUUGGUUGUACUUUGCAGGUCUGGGGUUUUGCAGCACAGAGAACAAGCUGCAUUAAUGUCACCUGUUCAUCCUUGUGGUGGAAACACCCUGAAAACCUUCGCCUGGCUGAGGCUGUGCUUUAGCUUCCAUGUUAGAUGGGUGUUUGUUAAAUGCCUUUUUACCCCUUGUCCUACCCAGUCCUUUCUUCCUGGACACUUCAGAGAUCUGGUGGCAAGACCCACCGUCCCUGGAAGCGGAGCUGGCAUCCUGGGACAUGGCAGAGGUGGCAUCUGUGUGUAAGGCAGCAGAUGAGAGCUCAAAUGCGAGCCCCCAAGAGGGGAACAGCACAAAGGAGCUGGGUGUUCUGGACCCGGAGCUGGAGGCCAUCAAAGCCAAACUGCGGGAGAUAGAGAAAGAGGAUGAGAGGUUGAAGGAGCUGCAGCUGGAAGCUGAGAACCACCUGUUCAUGAGCUCAGAAGCAGCUCUCUUCCCACUGAUGACCAAGGAGAAGGUGGAGGCUGACCAGCGUUCCAUCUACGUGGGCAACGUGGAUUACGGGGGCACAGCUGAAGAGCUGGAGUCUCACUUCAACAGCUGUGGGCACAUCAACCGGGUCACCAUCCUCUGUGACAAGUUCUCAGGCCACCCUAAAGGCUACGCCUACAUCGAGUUCGAGGAGCAGAGCUCCGUGAAGGCUGCAGUGGAGCUGGACGAGAGCGUGUUCAGGGGCCGUGUCAUCAAGGUGCUGCCCAAGAGGACCAACAUGCCCGGCAUCAGCAGCACCGACCGCGGGGGCUACCGGGGCUACUUCCCCACGCGGGCAGGGCUGGGCCGCUGGGGAGGCUACUACGGGGGGCAGCAGCCCAGGGUGCGAGGGAGGACCUACAGGGGUCGGGCAAGGCUGGUGCCUUGGUAUUUUCCAUACUAGAAAAGGCUGGACUGCCUGGUGAUGCCGAUGGGACUGAAACAAGGAGAUGGGAUUGGAGAGAUUUAAAAAUAUGCCUAUGGAAGCCAAAAAACAGAUUAAUUUUAAAAAUGCCAUCUGCCUGGCUGUGAGGAUUACUGAUGAGCCCUGUGCUGGGCUGCAGGAGGGAAGAUGGGAUCUGCUCCAGCCUGCGAGCAUCCCAGGAGAGCUCAUCCCACCUCAGCUCUGCCCCGGGGGGUUGCGUUUGUGUGGAGAGCAGGCUCAUUCCAGAGAACACAGUCCUGGGAAGGGAUGAGCCCUCCCAGACCAUCAAGUCUCCUUCUUUAUCCUGUGGAAAAGGGCUGUCCUGGAUCCUGGAGGGUUUGGUUUGGCUCCUGGCUCGCUGGAUGCCCUCCAUGCCACUGCUUGGCCGUGAACUUCCCUCAGCUCUUCCUACAGCAGCUGGAUGCUGCCUUCUCCUAAGGUUCUAAAAUCUCCUUUCUUUCCCAAAUGAGUGGAGAAAGUUUUGGGUUGCAGCUCCAGAUCCGAUUGCUGGGGAGCUUUUCCUUCACCAGCCCUGUGGAUGUGACCUUUCCCUUGGGAAGAAGGUGGAGCUUGAUGUGGUUUGGGUCUGGUUUUUAGCUCGCUGUGUUUGUACAUCCAGGAUAGGGAAAAAGUAUCCCUGGUUCCUCUGGAAGCCUCUAUCUCUGGUAGUUGAACAAGACCUGGGUCUCACAAAACCCUGCCCUUUUUUAAUUUGCGUGUUAGCAACCCCCUCUUCCCUCCCUCCUGCUUUUAUUCCAGAGCUCCAAGAAUCAAAGGGUGCUGCCAACUCCUCAUUUGACUUUUUCUCGCAGUAGCAGCAUUGCAAAAUCACCUUCACUGGUGCAAAUUUAGUCUGGUCUUUCUUUCUAUUCCCACCACCAUUCCUGCCCUGGAGUCACUUUGGGGAUGGUGUGAGCCCAGCUGGAUGCUCAGGACCAAAGAGCACCACCAGAGCUGGCUGCCAGGCAGGAAGGUUCCUGGCUCUUCCCUUUCUGCUGAUUUUAUGCUCAUGAGCUCUGAAGCCACGUGUUUUUAAAGGAGGAACUUUGUGUUAGAAGAGGCAGGCUGGGAACCCCAGCAGACAGCAUUCCAGGGGGAAGUUCUGCAUGGAAAUGGGUUUUAUUAUGUAAUUCUCCCACUAAUCUUUCAGGAUCCUUGGUUAGGAUUCUUCUAACCCAGAUGCAACAGAUGCAACUGACUCCUAAAGCAGCUUUUCACAGCUCAGGGGCAUUGCCAGGCUAAAAAUCCCACUGAUUUUUUUUUUUUUUUUAUUUCCUUUUAAGAUCUCUGGAAUUUUUUUUUUUUUAAGCUUGAGGCCUUAACUCUUCAUGUUGUGUUGAUGUUGUGCUCAGUGCUGCUGAGGCUGACCUUGUUUUGAGCUACCCUUAGGCUUAGACUAUAAACCAGCUUUUUCUAGGGCUUCUGUUUGAUAGGAUUAUGAUUUUUUUGAAACUUUUUAAUAAAAAUCUACUUUGGGGUGUUUGGACUCUCUUGUGGAACAGGCAACACGGAGCUCCUGUUUCUGUGUGUGAAAACAGCCAAGAUUUUUAGAUGAAAAUGUUUGAGGAUAGCAGUGCACAGCUGUGCCUUGUGGAGAUGCGGUGGGAGAGGCUUGAACCUCCCAAGAUUUUCCAGGUGGUUGUUGAUGAAAUGUACUUAAGUUCUUGUUGAGAAAGUAUUUGUAAUUGUUACUUUUAUUAACUGUUUUUUAUUUUUAAAAUAAAUGAUCCUGCUGUGUGAA
Corvus hawaiiensis (hawaiian crow) is the source of this 2957-nucleotide messenger RNA. It is a transcript of the gene PABPN1L, whose product is annotated as PABPN1 like, cytoplasmic. Lineage: Eukaryota; Metazoa; Chordata; Aves; Passeriformes; Corvidae. The record is from RefSeq and is a predicted model, not a curated record. The transcript has 7 exons. Gene Ontology annotation, molecular function: RNA binding. The coding region runs from base 416 to 1195 and encodes 259 amino acids.